GCAGAGGCUGGGAAGUAGUUGGUGUGUAAGUGUGACUGAAGUUCAGUUUUCUCAUUCUUUCUUUAUCCAGGUUUGAGUUCAGUAUGCCUUUCCUUCUGAGUUUGAAACAGUCUCAAGAAAGAGAGAUAUGCAUUGGCGUGAACAACCAGAGUUACUUCUGUGAAACAGGACACUGUUGUGGAGAGUCACAAUGCUGUAACUACUAUUAUGAGCUUUGGUGGUUCUGGCUUGUUUGGACCAUCAUCAUCAUCCUGAGUUGUUGUUGUGUCUGUCACCAUCGGCGAGCCAAGCUCCGUCUGCAACAACAGCAACGGCAACGUGAGAUAAACCUCAUCGCCUACCAAGGAGCCCGGAACUACUCCUUGCUCCCACUCUACCUGAGAUUUUUGCCAAGUUAUUUACUCCCUCCUUAUGAAGAAGUGGUGAACAGACCAGUGACCCCACCACCUCCCUAUAGUGCCUUUCUUCAUCAGCAGUGUGUCACAGACUGUAAUAGCCCCUCAAAUCCUGAGCCAUCUAGGUCCCCCAACACGCCGACUAACUCCGUGCCAACAGUCUGUGAGGUGGUGCCCCGACAAGGCAGCACUCUGGACCUGGACUCGCCCCUGUUGUACUCGGAAAGUGGCUUGAACAAAACUCAGACGGCGAGCCAGGUGGAGGACCUGGGCCCUACCUCGGAGCUGGAGCCUGUGCGUGCUUGUUGCCUGGACCUGGAGGAGGAACUGAGCUGCCCCGAGAAAGAGCAACUGACUGACUAUUAUCCGAGCUCUUCCUCGAAGAUCGAAAGCUGGCACCACCAGGCGUGCUUGGAAAUCAAAGAUGUGGAUAAGAUGCCAGGGAGGCACCGCAGGUUCACUGGCGAUUCUGGGAUCGAGGUCUGUGUUUGCAACAGGGACGAUGAUCCAAAGGAGCUGGAUGGUCUGAUUGAUGGUUUGGAGGGUGCGAUGGAGUUCUGUGACAGCUGUAACAUGUGUGAUUCAUGCCCACGAGGGGACAUGAGGGAGGAAGGCCUGGCUGAAGUGAAUGAGCAACAGGAUUGCAAGGAACAGCGUGUCCCAGAGGAGCCGGUGUGUCUUUUGCUGGAUACCAUCAAUGAGAACGAGUUGCUUCAAGCUCAUCAGCAUCACGAUUCCCAAACCUAACUGCAGCUCGUCCCAUCAGCUGCACUCUUCAAUAUCUGUGCUUAAGGACUCCUCGGACUCUCUUCUCAUUGAGCUUCGAAACCAUCCUGGUAUCUGCAUGUACCUGGGAGAGAGAGACGGCAAAAAGAUGGUUGAUGCCAGACUGUUGACGGUAUGGAGCAGAGACUGUGCUGGCAACAUUGAACCAAGAGAAAUUGGUCAGGCUAGCUACAUGACUAGCAUUCUAUGAUGGUUAAUGUUGACCUGUCAUAUUGUAGUAUAGAUGCAAUUUUGACGUCAACUGGAAUUUUGUAUCCAAAAUUUAAAUUUUUAAUCAAAACCUAUUUGCAUGGGAUCAUGGCCCUACAUUCAUCUUGUCAGUCAGAAAGACCACUUUACUUUUCUUUACCUGUGUCCUAAUAAGAGAGACAGCUUUAUAGAUCUGGAUUGAAAUCCCAAAUAGAAUAAAAACUGGAGACUUUAGUCCUGGCACAUGGGUGUGCUUUUGAAUAGCAGGAGUGAGAGGGGCUCUCUCUUCAGGGACUGUGAAUACUGGCUUUAAAAUGCAUAAAGGGCAUCUUUCCUCAUUGUUUAUCUCUGUCUCGACAGAAGCACAAGUUGCAUUGUUUCGGUUACUAAGGCUUUGACUUUUUUACAUUUGCAUUGCGUAUGAGGAUUCAGGAAGUGUGUGAAGAUAGAUGAUCGGAUCACCUGCAGAAGCUGACACAGUGAGAAACACAACAAAAAGCCAUAACUGGGUUGGAUAUGCAAUUUUUCCUUGUCCUGAGUCUGUAACUACGAAUCUAAUGUAGGUGGUGACUAACUGGUAUGGGUGCUGUUGCUGGGAAUGAUUUUCUUUUUAAAACAAGUUUCCCAAGCGAAACAAAGUUGGCUCUGGUUAUGCUGUUUAAUUUGGUGUACAUUGUAUCAUUGAUAGACUCGGAUCUGCUGUGCAAGUGAGAACAGUCACACUGUCUCUCUCAGUCCCUCUCUUACUCUCUCUCUCUCUCUCUCCCUGUCUCCCCCUAAUCUGUCUCAGUCACACACACACCAGAGCUGCUUCUCUACCAAUGCUGUGUCUAAUUCAUAUAAUAGCACAAACAAAUUUCCUCUGUGUGUUCUGCUGCAAGUUUGCAAAUUCAUUUAUCUACACAGCAUGAAGAUUAAGACCACUGUGCGCGUGCGCGUGCGUGUGUGUGUGUUUGUGAGUAUCUGUGAAAACAAAUUGGGAUUUAUAUUUUGCCUUUCGUAACCUCAGGGUAUCCCAAAGCGCUUUACAACCAAUGAAUGAAUUCUUGAAGUGUAGUCACUGUUGUACUGUAAGAAUUGAGGCAACCAAAUUUUCCCACCCAGCAAUCUCUAACAAGCAGCAAUAAGAAAGACAACAAGGUGCAGAGCUGGAUGAACACAGCAGGCCAAGCAGCAUCAUAGGAGCAGGAAAGCUGACGUUUCUGUAGCAAUAAGAAAAGUGUGUUUUAGAUGUUGGUUGAGGGAGAAACAUGGGCCAGUAACUGGGAAGACUGCUGCUUUUUGAAUGGCAGAGUGGGGUAUUUAGUGUCCAACCACAUGGGCGGACACGACCUCAGUUUAAUGUCUGAAUGAUGGCAGUGCUGGGCUGCAUUUGAAGUGCAGAUUCAGUAUGAGUGCAUACACAGUGUUGGAUGUGCACACUGAAAUGCCAAACCUGUUACCAGGGCCUGAGCACAGCUCUGAUUCAUCCCUGGCCAUCUAUCUAUGUUAUUAUAACAUACAAGCCAGCUUUCCUUCCUCCCUCCCUUCCAUUUUGUUUUUGACCCCACCACAGCCCGAUACUUCUGUGAUUUUUUUGAAUCUGGCAUUAGGUUACAGGGUGAGCUGUACAAUUAUAUUGACGGUGAGUGAGUCCUUUAUUCAGGGUGCUGCCCUCAACAGCUCAGGAAUGACUAUCUCAUCUGUUGUUAAAUACUGGAACAGUCCGACAUGUGUCGGGCCGUUCAUGACUGGGUCAGAACCAGCUGCAAGUUGUCUGUAACGCCAGUGAUGUCACUAUUUGAGAGAGGUAGCCAUUUGAAAUGGAGAACAAGAGUUGUGUAAUGCAAAAGUGGAAGAUGGAAAGGUAACCUGACCUUACUAUAACUGAGUAAGAUUUUAAAACUGAGCCAAGGAACUUGUAGCACAGAGUUCUACCAGGCUUGGUUGGUACAUUGGCUCUGCACUUACAGGGCUGCCUGUGAGGUAUGGAUUGAGGCAGGUUUCAAAAUUGGCAGCAGGCUGCUGAAGCGAACCUGGUUUUUGUCUGGGCUCGUGGGGGGAUUGGAAUUAUUUGGGGCUGUGGGUGGAUGCAAGCAAACUGCAGUAAAUUUAGAUCCACGCUGACUGAGUUGUGGAAACAGUCGGAGAAUGAUUGAGAUUUCCGGAUCCAUUCACGGGAUUAGUUUAGAGAUUUUUUAAAAAUGCGUUAGGAAGGGGGAAGUCUCUGUGGCACAUUUAACUGGGAAAGUAUGGACUUAAAAUUAGAUUUGUUUUGAUUUGGAAACAGUCUUCAAAUUUUAAAAUAAAAGUGGCAAAGUCUUGAUACAGGUAGAGACUACUGAAUGAAAAAAGAAAUUCUUUUCUAUGAACUGCAGGGAGCUGCAUGCAGUUGUAUAUUAGGCUGGUCUGGUCUUGUCUUAGAUAAUCACUUGAAGACAUGCUCCAUGGAGUACUCCUACCAACUGCUAGCUUUAACUUGGUUUUACCAUUUGUUGUAAUUUUUCCAGUAGAUAUUUUAAUGGUUUAUUAAAAAAGUUAUAGUGUCUUCUGAUCUCAUGGCCAUUGUUUUCCUUUCAAGAGCCUUGUCACAUUACCGUGAGGACUUGAUUUGUUAUCACUCCACACCCCAUCAAACUACAACUGUUGCAAUACAAAUCUGUCAGUUGUGUGCAGUUAUCCGCUUGGUUUGCUGUGGGCUGUUGUAGAAUGGAGAGAGAGUGGGACUAGCUAAGUUGCUACUGAGAGAGCCUCAAGGACACGAUGGACUGAAUGGCCUCUUUUUUUUUCUUAGCCACUCUGAUUCUACAAAAUGUCACAUCUCAACAACUCCCCAGAUCACCUUGAGCUGCAGCAAGGCAGUGUCAAUGGGAAUGGGCUCUGUAUCUGGGCAGUGUUCACAGCAAGCGUUAUCGCUGUCGCUGGAAGCAGCAGCAAAUCAUCUGUGUGAAGUCAGUACCACUCGGUCUGUUGAUGAUUUUACCAAGGUGAUAAUCAUUCAAACAGUUUCAAAUAAAAAUUAAAAGCAUAUAAUUA
Messenger RNA from Rhincodon typus (whale shark), 4385 nucleotides. It is a transcript of the gene wbp1la, whose product is annotated as WW domain binding protein 1-like a. NCBI's taxonomy places the organism in Eukaryota, Metazoa, Chordata, Chondrichthyes, Orectolobiformes, Rhincodontidae. Bases 84 to 1142 code for a protein of 352 amino acids. The record is from RefSeq and is a predicted model, not a curated record. The transcript has 4 exons.